Linum tenue is the source of this 295-nucleotide messenger RNA. The record is from the annotation of a GenBank genome assembly. NCBI's taxonomy places the organism in Eukaryota, Viridiplantae, Streptophyta, Magnoliopsida, Malpighiales, Linaceae.
UUGAAUGGUUUGAGAGGGCAACCUCAGAUUCCGUCGAAGGCGCCGACAAAGCAGAAUGGGGUUAGAAACUCAUUUGGUUAUUCAGAUUCGGAGAAACACAAUCGAUUUGACCCCUUUGAUAUUUUUUUCUGGGGUUUCAAUGGAGGGGAGAAGAGUAGUCCCCGGUGGUGAUGGGGAACUGGCGCCACAAGAUGCAUCUCGUCGAUCUCGAUGAUGACGAUGAUUCGAUCGAGGAGAGGGCCGUGGUUGGCCAUUGAAGAAGGAGGAAGAAAUCGCAAAGGGCAGCGGCAGUGGG